CUGCUGCCUGCUACAGCCACCGGUACAGCGCGAGUUGGGAGCAUGGGGCAGGUGGCUUGGAAGGGUUUAUUUCUAUCACUUUUUGAUUAUAAAACGGAGAAAUAUGUCAUUGCAAAGAACAAGAAGGUGGGGAUUCUCUAUCGAGUGGUGCAGCUCUCCAUUCUGGCUUACCUGGUGGGGUGGGUGUUUGUUGUCAAGAAAGGCUACCAGGACACGGACACAUCCCUCCAGAGCUCUGUCAUCACCAAGCUGAAAGGGGUAGCCUUCACCAACACCUCAGAGCUGGGGGAGAGGCUGUGGGAUGUUGCAGACUACGUCAUCCCUCCACAGGGUGAAAGUGUCUUCUUUGUCAUGACGAAUCUGAUUGUGACCCCAAACCAGAGGCAAGCCACGUGUCCUGAGAGUGCCAGCAUUCCCGACGCCCUGUGUGACAAGGACGGGGACUGCCCGGCGGGGGAAGCAGUGGUGGCUGGCAAUGGGGUUAAGACAGGCCGUUGUUUGAAAGAUGGGGACAGCAUCAAAGGGACUUGUGAGAUACUGGCCUGGUGCCCAGUGGAGAAAAGAUCCAAGCCCAACACACCGCUUCUCGCCAGCGCAGAAAACUUCACUGUUUACAUCAAGAACUCAAUCCGCUUCCCCAAGUUUAAGUUCUCCAAGAUGAAUGUGCUGGCAACCAGCAAUGAGUCCUAUCUGAAGACCUGUCGCUACAGCACGGAGCAUCCCUACUGCCCCAUCUUCAUCCUGGGGAACAUCGUCCAGUGGACUGGGAGUGACUUCCAGGAAAUGGCCUUGGAGGGUGGUGUGAUAGGAAUUCAGAUUGAAUGGAACUGUGAUCUUGAUAAAGCCCCUUCUGAAUGUAAUCCUCACUAUUCUUUUAGCCGGCUGGAUAACAAGUUUGCAGAAAAGUCCGUCUCUUCUGGUUACAACUUCAGGUUUGCCAAAUAUUACCGGGAUUCUGAGGGCAUCGACUACCGGGUGCUCAUUAAAGCAUAUGGAAUCCGCUUUGUUGUGAUGGUGAAUGGCAAGGGAGCUUUCUUGUGCGACCUGGUGCUGCUGUAUCUGAUUAAAAAGAGUAACUUUUAUCGAGGCAAAAAGUAUGAGGAAGUAAAGUAA
Molecule: messenger RNA, 1113 nt
Organism: Balearica regulorum gibbericeps (East African grey crowned-crane)
Lineage: Eukaryota; Metazoa; Chordata; Aves; Gruiformes; Gruidae
Source: RefSeq, a predicted model, not a curated record